Molecule: messenger RNA, 1933 nt
Organism: Closterium sp. Yama58-4
Lineage: Eukaryota; Viridiplantae; Streptophyta; Zygnematophyceae; Desmidiales; Closteriaceae
Source: the annotation of a GenBank genome assembly
AUGCUGGGAAUAUUCAGCGUCGUCUAUUACUCCGUAGUCUGCCUCAUUACAAGCGUCCUCGUUGUUCGUUACGGGUUCCCGGUUCGUCUUCUCCGGCAUCUGCAGGUCUACGUGCUUACGGAUCAAAAUGCGGGAGUACCCAUGUCAUCGAUUUCCAACGGGCAGGGCAAGAACAGGGGCAGGAGAAAAAGCAACGAGCCGGAAGCGGACGAAUCAAGCGGCAAGAUGAUGCGAAUCCUCGUGCAGGAGGGUCACCUCUAUUCGCGAAAGUUCUUUCGCGAAUUCGACGAAACAAUCCUGUUCGCCUGCAUAGGGAUCAUGGCGGUGUUUUCCCGGGAAAUCCUGAGCGUCCUUGAGAUUUACCUUCAGAGAAGCGGCAUGUUCGCCAACCAGCAAGGCCAGCAGCAGCAGACUGCAGAUCCAAACACCCCAAAGCAGAAUCUCCAUUCCUCGUCAACUGGCCUUUUCCUGAUGGACCACGGCGGCAUGAUUCCGCUUCUCCUGGCAGCUGUGGCUAUGUGGAAAAUAAUCCGGAACUGGGCUUCUGUAGAGUGGGACAGAGGCACAACUCGAUCCUCAGAUUUCACGCAGUGCGCUCUUGCCGGGAUAGCGAGCUGCCUUAUAACGGGGUUCCUCCUCUUCGUCCUGCCUGCGUCGCUCACCGGCUUCGACUUCGAUUCCGUCGCGGAGAAGGCCGGCGUGACUAUAACGAAUCACUUCAAAUCGAAGGGACUCGCUAAGGACACCAUCCCCGAAUUCAUCAUCCCCCCGACCUUCAUCAAAACCUCAUUGGUGCUCUUCUCAGGAGUCAUCGGCGCGCUGUGCCUUCCUGCUGCUAUCCGAUUCGUCCGCUGCUUCUACCUCUCCACCAGUCAGCAGCCGUGGGACACAGGGAUCAUCCAUCAGGGUUUCUGGUCCUCUCUCCUCUGGAAUGUCAGCUUUCUGCUGCCUGUGCUCGCAGCAGCGCUAUGGUUCCGACCCCUGGCAGAAGUUUUCGAGCCGGUCGUUGUUUUCGUCCGACGCGCUGUGAUAGUCGCGCUGGUGCUCUUAGCGGGGCUGAUCCCGUGUCUCGCACUUGCUCUCGCUCACGGCGAGCACGGCGUCCUCGAUAGUAGCGCCUCCGAUAUACGGCAAGAAGUUGCCGCUCAAGAGCAUACAGCGACUAGCCUGGUUCACGAGUCUGUCCUCGCUGAUAGCAUAGCUUCGCCAAGGACUCAAGUGAAUCCGAUCUCUACGUUCUUUAAUUACACUCCGGCAGGAUUGAAGCCGGAAACUUCUGACGCUAUUUCUUCGAACCGUCCCUUCCCCGAACUACCUUUGAACUUCUCAAAAGCUCGCCCGCUUCCAGAGACGCGAGAAAGCGGCAAAUCCGACAACAGUCCCCACGAGCGACGAUCUCCUGGCGAUGCGAGACUAUCCGCGGCAGAAGCUCUCUUCGAUACGAGCAGAAGGAUACUCAAGGGCUGCCCGUCGCUGGAUGCUCUCGCGGACGGCGCGCGGGAGGAGGAAGAGCUGCGCGCGAGCGACUUUGGCGGGGACUUUGUGUUCGGAUUCGCCACCAGCGCUGCGCAGGUGGAGGGAGCAGUGGCGGAGGGCGGAAGGGGAAGAAGCAUUUGGGACGACUUUGCGCAGAGAGCAGGGAAAAUCAAGGACGCUUCAAAUCCGGCAGUCACGGUUGAUCAGUAUCACCGAUUCAAGGAUGACGUGGCACUGCUCAAGGCCAUGGGGGCGACCUCCUACCGCUUCUCCAUCUCCUGGUCCCGAAUCAUUCCCAAUGGUAUCGGCGCAGUGAGCGAGGCGGGACUGCAGCACUACAGCCGCCUCAUAGAUGAGCUGCUGGCCAAUGGCAUCGCGCCAGCUGUCACGCUGUACCACUGGGACCUGCCGCUGCACCUGCACGAGGCGCAUGGGGGGUGGCUCAAUGGAGCAUCGU